Messenger RNA from Paramecium pentaurelia, 948 nucleotides. The record is from the annotation of a GenBank genome assembly. Lineage: Eukaryota; Ciliophora; Oligohymenophorea; Peniculida; Parameciidae.
AAUGGGCAAUCAAUAACAAAUAUUGAAAUUGGCUAAGACUAAAUAGUUUAAACGUAAAUGAUUUAUUAAUUAAAUAGCAAACUCUGUAAUUGUAAUCACAGGAGCUUCAAGUGGAAUAGGACGUGAAUUAGCAUUACAAUAUGCAACUAGAGGAGUCAAGUAUAAAAAAUAGUAAAUUAAUUUAGAAUGAUGUUGGGUGCAAGAUCUGAAGAAGAAUUAAAAGAAGUUUGUACAUUAUGUGAAUAACUGGGAUCAAAAGCUCAUUAUAAGAUAACAGAUGUAUCUAAAGAAGAAGAUUGCAAGUAUUGAAUAAUUAAAGAAUGAGAGAUAGUUGAUAGAAGAGACAGUGAGAAUAUUCAAUAGAAUUGAUAUUUUAGUAUUGAAUGCAGGAGUGAAUGCACAUUCCUUUUUUGAAGAAUUCAAAGAUUUAACUGUAUUCAAAAAAAUAAUGGAUGUCAAUUUUUAUGGAUAUGUAUAUUGUACUAAGUAAGUAUAAUUGAAAUUAAAUUAGAUAUGCAUUACCAUAUAUAAGAAAGAGUUCAGGAUAAUUUGUUGUAAUGUCUUCAAUUUCAGGAGAGAUUGGAUUACCUUAUAGAGUACCUUAUUGUAGUUCUAAAUUUGCUGUAACAGGCUUUUUUGAAGCACUUAGAACAGAAUUGGAAGAUUUUAAUGUUGCCAUAACUAUAGUAUGUCCUCCUAGUGUACGAACUCCAAUGAGAGAUCAUGAUUUAUUAAAGAAACAUUCUCCUAAAGAUGAAAGUGAAGAUAGAAUUACUAUUUAAGAAUGUGUUUCAAUGAUUUUAGAUGCAGCAGAUAGAAGGGCACGUAAAGUAUAUAAAAAUUAAUAUUAGAUAUUCUUUCCAUUUAAAGCUUAUUUAAGUGUUUAUGUUAGACCUAUAUUUCCUGAUUUUGUUGAUAAAAGAUUAAAAUAGAAGGCUAAGUUGUGAG